Messenger RNA from Phlebotomus papatasi, 4497 nucleotides. Its product is annotated as ankyrin repeat and BTB/POZ domain-containing protein 2. Gene Ontology annotation, cellular component: nucleosome. The record is from RefSeq and is a predicted model, not a curated record. Bases 249 to 3893 code for a protein of 1214 amino acids. Gene Ontology annotation, molecular function: structural constituent of chromatin; DNA binding; protein heterodimerization activity. The transcript is spliced from 7 exons. Lineage: Eukaryota; Metazoa; Arthropoda; Insecta; Diptera; Psychodidae.
AUUGCAGACCAUCUGGAGGUACAGCAUCAAGUGUCCCAGUAUCCUAUCCUGCAAUUAGUGUUCCAAUUCAGAGUCCUGCCAUUGUGUCCCCGGCCCUAAGAGUGCCCAAGGAGAUAGCUUCACGUCCAACGGGAGCCUCCGACCAGUACAAAAAGACUGCUGCUUCCCCCGCUACUGAUCCCACCAAUCCUGUCACCACUGAGUUCAACUCGAGCAAGCGUGAAGAUGGUGUUGGUGGGAAUUCCUAUAUGGAGUCCACUUUGGCCAUUUCGGGUCCUGCGAGGCAAUCACAAAUGGCAUCAGCCAGCAAAGUUGUGACCACGAUGGUGCCAGAACGUGACACUGGUCCAGGUAAAGUGUCGUCGGGAAAUUGUAAGCCAAUGCCACACAGAUCAUUAGCUGGACCCACGAAACUGACUGUCCAGAGCACUCCGGUAAAGUAUCAUCCCCCAAUGCUUAGCUCAGCCCUGGACAGUCACAACAAAGUGCCACAGCUCAAUCGCCCGAGCGCUAAAACCAAUGGACCAUCCAAUACAUCGAGCCAUCAGCAGAGUAAUCAAUGGCAGGGUAGUCAGGGUCAGGGUCAACCACAGCAUCAGCCUGCAAAGGCCAACAUAUCCCUGCGAACACAUCAUGCCCAUGACUUGCGUGGGCUGCAACGGGUAGCCGAGUGUCACUCAUCCUCAGAUGAGAAUCGAUCAUCAGGCCAUGCCAGUAUGUCUGACACAGGACACGGAAGUAGCUCUCCUGGUGGAAAUUGUAAUGCAACUCUAGGACCCCUUCCCGAAGAUAGACUAGCUGCCGGAGUCACGAGUCGUAGCACAAGAUCCAGAGCAAGUACAAGCCAUUCUCGGUCCCGACAUCGAGCAACGCCAGCCAAAGUACCCUGGGGCGGAAGUGGUCUCGAGGACAUCAAACAAGCAAUUCAGCAAUUGACUAUGCGAUCGCAAACAAGCACCUCCACGUACAGCAGCCUCAGUGCAGGAUCUGAGAGUUCAGAGCCGGCUCGCCGUCUAGGAAGGUAUUCGUCCCUGGAGACGGUGAACACCAACGUUACCAGUGCUGAUGAAUUCGUCUGGGUGGACUCGCACAAUCGCCUUGUAGAGUUGCAAUACCCUCCCUGGAGUCAGCAUUGCAUCCUUCGUGUGAUUCGUGCUGGAAGAUGUCGAGAGAGUGCUGAUAGGAUCAGCAUUGAAGCAGUACCGAGAUUGGGAUAUCUGCUUCAGCGAGCCCUGGUGCGAGUGGCUAGAGAAAUCCAACGACUUUCGUGUGCAUUGGGUUUGUGCUCAAAGCACGAAGUUGCUGGAGCUUUUAAGAUAGUCCUAUGUCCUGCAUUGGCUGAUUCUUGCAUUAAGGCAUGCCUUAGGGCCGCUACAAUGUUCGCAGUACCAGGAGAUGGAGCUCUGAAACAGAGUAAAUCCUCUCGUGCUGGACUACAAUUGCCUGUCGGAAGAUUCCAUCGAUGGAUGGCUGAUGCUCGACUUGGUCGCUUUGUCCAUGAAUAUGCUGCAGUUUAUCUGACAGCAGGAUUGGAGAAUCUUCUUGAAGAAAUCCUCAUUCAGAGUCUACCAUCAGACACUUCGAUCCCUCUAACGGCUACCGGAUUGGAGCAUGCUAUUGCAGGAUCUGGUGAUUUAUGGGGUCUCCUGCAACCCUAUUCACACCUCAAUGCUGGUAGAAUUGCUUCAGGUGCUCUUACAAUGCCACGUUGGGCUAGUCAGUCCUCCAUUGGAUCGGGAUCUGUUAAUAGUUCUCAGCAAAAUCAAGCUCUUGAACCAUGCCUCCUAACCACGUGCGUGGGAAGCAUUCAAGAACUGAGGGAUCUGGUUUUGAGAGCACAACAGAAACUCCAUCAUGUCAGCUUGUCUCAUGGAGCCCUCAAAGCCCUUUUCUAUUUCAUGCGUUGCUCACAAUUGGAACACGGUGACUCAGCAACGACUGGAGGAUCCUCCGGAGGUACAAAUGGCGUUCAGGAGCUCUGCUACGAACGUGCCUAUGUAGUUCUUCCUCCACUUGUUGAAUGGCUGAGAGUAACUUCAAGUCAUGCUGAAUAUCGUCAUGCCCUUCUGAUUGAUAAGGAUGAUAUUAUGCAAGCCGCGCGGCUUCUUCUGCCAGGAGUCGAUUGUCCUCCAAGGCCUAUCCUCGGAGAAGAAGAGUUGCCUACAAAGCGUCUUCUUCAAGCAAAUUCCAAUAGUACUCCACCUCAAGAAGAUCCCAAUGAAUGCGGCAGGAGAGCGACGUUGGCUCUGGCAUUUAGACUCAUUAUGACUGGGAGGCCUGAGUUAUUCCUUCAGGCGAGUUCACUUCUGCCUUCUUCUAGCAGAUAUGAUACUUUGAAUCACCAAGGAAUGACGCCUCUUAUGAUUGCUGCUAUACGAAAUGACGAAGCCACACUACAAGCUAUUCUGGACACUGGAGCUGAUCCAAAUAUUGAAGUACCCGGACAUUGUCCAGCCAUUCAUCCGGAAACUCAACACUGGACAGCCGUUACCUUUGCGGCAUGUCGUGGAAAUUUUCAGGCGGUUAGGAUCCUCCUGGAGAGAGGAGCCCAUGUCGAGGGUGGAGCAAGAUUGAGUGAGGACAAGUGUACUCUGACACCUCUUCAAGUAGCCAGUGGUGCUGGAUGUCUGGACAUUGUAGCUCUUCUGUUGGCACAUGGUGCUCAUACUUUCCUGUCGACUCAGCAGAAGGACUCCUUAUGCUUCUCAGGCAGUGCUCAGCGCGGAUGUUACAGUGCAAUUUCCGUUGCUGCAGCUCAUGGUCAAAGAGUGACUCUCAGGAAAUUACUUUCACAUCCACUGGCUCCUGGUAAUCGAGAAGUUCUGUCUCUGGAAGAAAUGCUUGCUGAGGGAGAUUCUACAUCACGAACAGCUGUGGAGAGGAAUCAUUCAACAGAUUCAGCUCCAGCUCUCAAUAAAACACAAAUAAAGAGUCUCCAGGAAGCAAUGUAUCACAGUGCUGAGAACAAUCACUUAGACAUCACCGUUGAAUUGAGAACUCUAGGAGUUCCUUGGACUCUGCAUUGUUGGAUGCAUGCUCUGGCUGCGGCUCAUGAAUUGAGAUUAGAUGCCGUAAUUGAUCAAUUACUCCAGGAUUUCCUUCAAGUCUGUCCCGAUGACUAUAGUUCACAAUUUGUCACAGAAUGUCUUCCACUUCUUUUUAACAUUUUCCGCUACAGCAAGAAGGAAGGAACUACCCUUCUCCUCGCUGACAUCUUCGCAACUUGUUUUGGUUGGGAGUCCAUCAAGUCUAUCAAGGAGCCCGUGAUGCAACCCGGAAAUGGAAGUCGCAUUGAUCCAAAAUUUGUGAAUAAUCCUGAACUCAGUGACGUGACAUUCAGGGUGGAAGGAAAAAUUUUCUAUGGUCAUAAAAUUGUACUAGUGACAGCAUCACCUAGAUUCCAGAACAUGCUAAGCUCUAAGUUGGUUGAGGGGAAUACACCUACUGUACAGAUUAAUGAUAUUCGCUAUCACAUAUUCGAACUUGUGAUGCAAUUCCUAUAUUCUGGUGGAUGUAACACCCUGGAUGUUGUGCCUGAUGACAUUCUAGAGCUAAUGGCAGCCGCAAGUUUUUUCCAAUUGGACGGAUUGUUGCGUUAUACGGAAGCUAGGUGCUCUGGCAUGAUUGACAUAGACAAUGUCGUGGCGAUGUACAUUCACGCAAAGGUUUACAAUGCGCACAAAUUGAUGGAAUACUGUCAGGGUUUCCUGUUGCAGAACAUGGUGGCCCUCUUAACGUACGAUGAUUCUGUGAAGCGCCUCUUGUUCGCUAAAAAGAUUCCUAAUCACGAUGUACUCAGUGGAUUACUGUCGACCCUUCAAACACGCAUCAAGAGCCGCCAAUCGCUCCAGAAUCCACCAAAUAUUCAUACUGCCGUUCCAGCUCGCACAUGAUUGUGCUUUUCUUCUCCCUCGGCAAUCUUCUUGGCAAAGUAGAUUUUUUCCGCACAACAAAUGCACGCACAAAAUGCGAAAGACAAUGUAUAAGGGAAGUUAACUUGGGGCACAUGGGAACAAUUAAGAAUUAUUUAUAUAAAUACAUUUUUGCUAUAUAUAUAUAUCAAUUUUAAUUGUGAGUAAAUAUAUUCGUAAAUACAUUUUUUAAUUAUAUUUCAUUAUCCUUCCUAUAUCAUUAUAGUAAUUAUUUUUGUAGGGUCUAUCAUUUGAGUUUAAUUUUUAUGAUUUGUUUAUUUUUCUUCUUCAUAAUAGAAAGGAAAUUUUUUUAGAACGAAAAUAAAAACAAUGUUCUCCUCUUCUUUCACAUAAAUUAUCGUAGUUAUUUAAGAAUUUGCUGUAUUUCUUAGAAAUGUGUGUAAAGAAUUUGUAUUUUUUUCAUCUUGUGUAUUCCCUUCUUUUUCAAUCAUUUGUUGUUUCUGUCUUUUAGAAGAACAAUGAAGGAAAAUAAAGAAGCAAUUGUAAUAAAAAAAAUAAUAAUAUAAAAGUAAUUAUAAAAAAAAAACUGGGAAGAAAUAAAAUUAACUCUUGAGCCGUGCAACAA